Molecule: messenger RNA, 1379 nt
Organism: Rhizophagus irregularis DAOM 181602=DAOM 197198
Lineage: Eukaryota; Fungi; Glomeromycota; Glomeromycetes; Glomerales; Glomeraceae
Biological process (GO): protein phosphorylation; mitotic DNA damage checkpoint signaling
Cellular component (GO): nucleus
Molecular function (GO): ATP binding; protein serine/threonine kinase activity; protein binding
Source: RefSeq, a predicted model, not a curated record
UCUCAUGUUUUAAAGGUCGAAACGUUCAAAAGUAUAUUGAACUUACAGAGAAUCAGAAAUCUAUAAUAAUUGGUAGUGAUGACGCAUGUGGAAAAGGAUAUAUUGAUAACGAGGUGUUUAUUGCCCCAUUUCACUGUUUCGUCUAUUUACGUAAAAAAGAAAAUCAACAAGUCUGGGACACUUUUAUUCAAGAAAAGACUAUGAAUACACAAAAAUAUGUAACCUAUGUCAACGAUAGUAAAUUAAAAAUGCGCGGAAAACAAUUGUUGUUUAAUGAUGACGUAAUUAAACUCGGAAACAAUAACAACCAACUCAUGGUUUUUGUGUUCCAUGAUGAAUAUAUGAAAAGAGUAAAAGAAAAGGAGAUAGAAGCGCCAGAAAUAUAUAGCGACCGAUUCAAGAACAAAUAUGAUAUAAUUGGCGAGGGAGCACAUUCAGUGAUAUAUCGUGCAAGUGAUAUGAAAAAUAAAAAACAUAUCAAGGAUUGUAUUUGUAAAAUUGUAAAAGAAUCAAAGAAUGUUAACCAAUAUACUUUUAACAAGUUAUGCCAAGAGCCAAAAUUACUCCAAUCUUUGAGUCACAUCAAUAUCAUAAAAGUUCUUGGAUUCUAUAUUGAACCGGACCGACUUCUGAUUUGGCAAGAAAUGAUGUACGAAGAUUUAGAAAAAUAUAGAAGUAAAGUAAAGAGUGUUAGCCAAAAAGAAUACUAUGAUAUAUCAUUCCAAAUAUUAGACGCGUUAAAAUAUUUACACGAAAAGAACAUUGUACAUCGGGAUUUAAAGCCAGAAAAUAUAAUGUGGGUAGAUAAAGAACAUUCCAGACUGAAGUUAAUUGAUUUUGGAUUAGCUAAAUAUUAUAAUAUUGAAACGUCUGAUAGAGAUAUGACAUUGUGUGGGACACCUCAUUAUACACCUCCAGAAAUACAUCACGCAUUAAAUUCUGAUGUUUAUAAAGUUCAUGAUCUUUACAAACCGUCAGUUGACAUAUGGGCUUUUGGAGUUAUAUCAUUUUUAUUGUUAUCUGGACUCUAUUCACCAUUUUUUAAUGAGGAUGAGGAUUAUAGGGGUGAUUUAUUACCAAUCAAUAUUAUCAAAAGAACUAUUCCGAAAGAACCACUGAUGAAAAAAAAUAUUGAUAAAUUAUUAAUACAUCUUAUCACUGAUAAGAUGCUAUUACAUGAUCAUAAAAAGAGAAUUACAGCUAACGAGUUAACUGAAGUUUUCAUCUAUAUAGGGCGAUCAUUAGGUUAUGGUGAGAACUGAUCGCUGCUUUCUUAUAGUUUUUACGAUAUAUAUAUAUGUAUAUAUUAUAUUAAAAAAAAUCCAAAAAAAAAAAAUAAAAUUAUAAAGUAUUAUGUGAAUUGAGAGUUAAAAAAAAUU